CAGAGGCAGUCUGGAAGACCCUUCCUGGGAACCAUCCAGCUCUGCACGGAGAGAGAGGGGGCGAGGGGGUGAGCGAGAGAGGGGGCGAGGGGGGACAGAGGCCACCGCUAGCCCCCGGAAGAGCAGAGGCAGUCUGGAAGACCCUUCCUGGGAACCAUCCAGCUCUGCACGGAGAGAGAGGGGGCGAGGGGGUGAGCGAGAGAGGGGACGAGGCGGGACAGAGGCCACCGCUAGCCCCCGGAAGAGCAGAGGCAGUCUGGAAGAGAGUGUGAAGAAGAGGAGACGUCAGUCCCGCAGCCCCAGUGUCGAAAUCAUCUAUGAAGGCAUGACCGUGACCACCGCUAGCCCCUUACGACCCAAACACAACCACAAACGCGACGGCAAACACCGGAGAAAACAACGUCACGACCGCACCCUCCAACGCUCUCCCAUGGUCAUCACUAUAGACAGCGACAGUGACAACAAACACACAGUCCAAAAGACCAGUCUGGAAGAUGACCGCGCUCUGGAUUUUUCUGACCGUUCUUUGACCGUGCCUGGUCUUCCACUAGGCGGCCACAACCUGGACAUGGGGGUUGAUAUCAGUGAUUUUGCGGUCGAUGUUCUCGACCGUUCUCUGAGCGUUUCGGACCAUAACUCGGACAUUGACCACAAUGACGGAAUCGACCAUAAAACGGAGCUCGAUGACGACUGUGUGGUUGACGUUUCUGUCAACGUCAAGGACCGCGUUCUGAACACAAACACUAAUGCAAAUGCGGUCGACCGUCCCCAGGACGCAGACGGUUAUGUUCUCCCCCAGGUCAAUCUUACCUGUGACCCUGGGGUCGCGACCUCUGACUCUCAUCUCCUAGCGACCAUCCUAAAGGACCUAGAACACAUCACACUCCCUAACCUGAACCCAGACCCUAACCACAGCCGUAAUUCAACCACACCGGACUACAGAGAGAACGCCAGGGAGAACGCCAGGGAGAACGCCUGGCCGGCCAGAGAGAACGCCAGGGAGAACGCCUGGCCGGCCAGAGAGAACACACCGACUUCCUGGUCCUCUGAGGGAGAGACUAACUUCAACAGCCCUGUUUCACCUUCAGCCAAUCACUCUCUGAGUUCUGAAUCAUUCACAGACAACCACUCUGCUAGUCCUAUAUCUCCUGUAGGUCACCCGGCUAGUCCUAUAUCUCCUGUAGGUCACCCUGCUAGUCCUAUAUCUCCUGUAGGUCACCCUGCUAGUCCUAUAUCUCCUGUAGGUCACCCUGCUAGUCCUAUAUCUCCUGUAGGUCACCCUGCUAGUCCUAUAUCUCCUGUAGGUCACCCUGCUAGUCCUAUAUCUCCUAUAGGUCACCCUGCUAGUCCUAUAUCUCCUGUAGGUCACCCUGCUAGUCCUAUAUCUCCUGUAGGUCACCCUGCUCAGUCCUAUAUCUCCUGUAGGUCACCCUGCUAGUCCUAUAUCUCCUAUAGGUCACCCUGCUAGUCCUAUAUCUCCUGUAGGUCACCCUGCUAGUCCUAUAUCUCCUGUAGGUCACCCUGCUAGUCCUAUAUCUCCUGUAGGUCACCCUGCUAGUCCUAUAUCUCCUGUAGGUCACCCUGCUAGUCCUAUAUCUCCUGUAGGUCACCCUGCUAGUCCUAUAUCUCCUGUAGGUCACCCUGCUAGUCCUAUAUCUCCUGUAGGUCACCCUGCGAGUCCUAUAUCUCCUGUAGGUCACCCUGCUAGUCCUAUAUCUCCUGUAGGUCACCCUGCUAGUCCUAUAUCUCCUGUAAGUCACCCUGCUAGUCCUAGAUCUCCUCUCGGUCACUCUGACAGUCCUAUAUCUCCUGAAGGUCACUCUGCUGGUCCUAUAGGUCACUUUGCUGGUCCUGUAGGUCACUUUGCUGGUCCUAUAGGUCACUCUGUUGGUCCUAUAGGUCACUCUGCUGGUCCUGUAGGUCACUCUGCUGUUCCUAUAGGUCACUCUGAUGGUCCUAUAGGUCACUCUGCUGAUCCUAUAGGUCACUCUGCCAGUCCUGUACAUCACAACUCUAGUGCAGUAUCACCCAUUGUCCACCAUUCUAACAGUCCUUUAUCAUCACCCAUAGCUGGCUCUAUAUCGAUAGAAAACCCCCGCUUACCUUCUAGCACUGGGUCAUCUGUAUCGGCCAAGCGUGAUGAGGAGGGGCCUGUAACGGCAAGGCGUGAUGAGGAGGGGCCUGUAUCGGCCAGGCGUGAUGAGGAGGGGCCUGUAUCGACCAGGCGUGAUGAGGGGGGGCCUGUAUCGGCCAGGCGUGAUGAGGAGGGGCCUGUAUCGGCCAGGGAUGAUGAGGAUGGGCCUGUAUCGGCCAGGCGUGAUGAGGAUGGGCCUGUAUCGGCCAGGCGUGAUGAGGAGGGGCCUGUAUCGGCCAGGCGUGAUGAGGAGGGGCCUGUAUCGGCCAGGCGUGAUGAGGAGGGGCCUGUAUCGGCCAGGCGUGAUGAGGAGGGGCCUGUAUCGGCCAGGCGUGAUGAGGAGGGGCCUGUAUCGGCCAGGCGUGAUGAGGAGGGGCCUGUAUCGGCCAGGCGUGAUCAGGAGGGUCCUGUACACUAACACGGUAUACAGCACUGACUGAUUGAUCACCUGGACACACACACUUACAUGAACUGCCCCACACACACACACACACUUGAACUGCCACACACACACACACACCAUUUGAAUGUGCUGAGGUUGUUUAACAUUAUUUGAAACCUGUUGUCUUCUACAAAAUGGACUCUUGAAUGAUAAUCUUUCUGCAGGAAAAAAAAAAACAAAUAAAAUCACAUUUGACGAUAAAUUUA
Oncorhynchus gorbuscha (pink salmon) is the source of this 2782-nucleotide messenger RNA. RefSeq names its product protein SPT2 homolog. NCBI's taxonomy places the organism in Eukaryota, Metazoa, Chordata, Actinopteri, Salmoniformes, Salmonidae. The record is from RefSeq and is a predicted model, not a curated record. The transcript is spliced from 2 exons. The coding region runs from base 326 to 1438 and encodes 370 amino acids.